Mus musculus (house mouse) is the source of this 3282-nucleotide messenger RNA. It is a transcript of the gene Cdc50b, whose product is annotated as transmembrane protein 30B. The record is from RefSeq and is marked provisional. The transcript has a single exon. Gene Ontology annotation, cellular component: plasma membrane; phospholipid-translocating ATPase complex; endoplasmic reticulum membrane. Gene Ontology annotation, biological process: aminophospholipid transport; endosomal transport; aminophospholipid translocation. NCBI's taxonomy places the organism in Eukaryota, Metazoa, Chordata, Mammalia, Rodentia, Muridae. Gene Ontology annotation, molecular function: aminophospholipid flippase activity. Bases 57 to 1118 code for a protein of 353 amino acids.
GCCGCUGAUCCUGGGUUGAGAGUCGGCGGCCGCAGGCCCCGGCUGAGAUCCCCGCCAUGACCUGGAGCGCCACGGCGCGGGGCGCGCACCAGCCCGACAACACCGCCUUCACUCAGCAGCGCCUCCCCGCCUGGCAGCCGCUGCUGUCGGCGGGCAUCGCGCUGCCGCUCUUCUUCUGCGCCGGCCUGGCGUUCAUCGGCCUGGGCCUGGGCCUCUUCUACUCCUCCAACGGCAUCAAGGAGCUGGAGUACGACUACACCGGCAACCCCGGCACCGGCGAUUGCUCGGUGUGCGCCGCCAAGGGCCAGGGCCGCGCUCCGCCGCCCGGCUGCGCUUGCUCCUGGAGCUUUACGCUGCCCGAGCUCUUCCCGGGCCCCGUGUACCUCUACUACGAGCUGUCCAACUUCUACCAGAACAACCGGCGCUACGGCGUGUCCCGCGACGACGCGCAGCUCAGCGGCCUGGCCAGCGCGCUGCGCCACCCGGCCAACGAGUGCGCCCCCUACCAGUUCCGCUCCGACGGUCUGCCUAUCGCACCGUGCGGCGCCAUCGCCAACAGCCUCUUCAACGACUCCUUCUCGCUCUGGCACCAGCGCCAGCCCUCGGACCCCUUCGUCGAGGUGCCGCUCGAUCGCACCGCCAUCGCCUGGUGGACCGACUACCACGUCAAGUUCCGCAACCCGCCGCUGGUGAACGGCAGCCUGGCGCUGGCCUUCCGCGGCACGGCGCCGCCGCCCAACUGGCACCGGCCGGUUUAUGAGCUCAGCCCGGAUCCCAACAACACCGGCUUCAUCAACCAGGACUUCGUGGUGUGGAUGCGCACCGCGGCGCUGCCCACGUUCCGCAAGCUCUAUGCGCGCAUCCGCCAGGGCAACUACUCCGCCGGUCUGCCCCGGGGCACCUACCGUGUCAACAUCACCUACAACUACCCGGUGCGCGCCUUCGGCGGCCACAAGCUCAUCAUUCUUAGCAACAUCUCUUGGAUGGGUGGCAAGAACCCUUUCCUGGGCAUCGCCUACCUGGUCGUUGGCUCCCUCUGCAUCGUCAUGGGCUUUGUCAUGCUGGUCGUCUACAUUCGCUACCAGGACCAGGACGACGACGACAACGAUGAUGAGUGAUCCUGCUUCCCAAGAAACCCUGCCUGCUUCUUGGCCAAGCCGCUUUUAGCGGUGGCCUUUGUUCCUAACACAACUUCAGGCCCACAGAUCUGUUGUGGAAGAUGGGCCUGGUGAAGGGAAUUACCCGCCACGGGACUGUUCUCAGGUUCUGGACUGCAGAGUGACACAUCUUGCCAUUUUCCCCAUCUUCUCCAUGGCUUACCGACUUGACACGCCAGGUCCUUAAGAUUCCUGGAUUGGAACUCAUUAAGACCAACAGCCAGGAUCCCGAUUUUGAGCCUAAACUUUUGUUCCUUCCUCUAGGCACACCUCCCUCCGCUUUCUGGGAGGGAGAUAUCAGAUGGGGCGGGGAAGUGUUGGGAUGGCAAAUGAUACCCGCUGAUUGCCCGCAGAGGCACAGAGGAGCAGGGAAAGCAUAUUGGUUAAGAUUUAAGUCGAUGACGAGGCACCAGGCCCCUCAGGUUCUGACACAGUAAGGCCAGGAUGAGCAAGCUUCUCUGGAAUCCUUGUGCCCUUGAAUUGGAAUCUUGAGCCAGGUUGGGCCUGAAGUACUCACCUGAAUUCAGUUUUACCUGUAAUAAUUUGUUCCCGUGAACGGUGGCAAUCAUAGUGCUCCUGUUUGGUCCUAAACACAUAGGAAGGAAGCUGGCAAUUUGUGGAAUGAGCAAGAAAACUUGCUAGGUCUAGGAAAGUGCAGAUCUGCAGGGCAGAAGUGCGUCAUUAAAUGUAAAAGCAAACUUAAGAAGACGCCGUGUAAAAAUCUGAAAACGCAAGAGCAGUCUGCAUGGCUCAGGGGCAAGUGUUUUAACCUGAGAAACCCGACUGCAAAUGAUCUUAGUGGGAAGCAGUUUCCUUGCAACCCUGAGGGACCGAGUUUUGCCUUCUUUCUCAACACCCCACCCCCACCUUGAAUCAUGCUGAAGGGAAUAAUUUAACUCAUUUGUAUUAUCUUCACAAAGAACUAUCUUAAACCCAGUUUCAACUCUCAAAUGAAACCCAUUUCUACUGAUCACGUUAAAGAUUGAUAAGGAAUAUAUUCUAAUAUGCAAAAUAGACUCCCAAUUAUUUUAGCCUUUAAGACAAUGCUAAAAUUACUCAGCUGAUUUUAUCUGAUUGCCUACAAUUGAUACAAAGCUAGUCUCAGAGGCAAGUGGGACAUUUUUAUUUUAUUUUUAUGGAACAAUAAUUUCAAAGAAAAUUAAAAAUAAAAUUUCCCAUGAUGCUGUCUUCCAGGUUCCCUGAAGAAAAGUUCCUUGGCAUUUGUCAGGGUCCUCUGGGCUGGCUCCCUAGUGCAGUCAUUUUCUUGGUUAUCAGUGAAUUUUCAUUCCUCAAGGGCAGCAGAGUUGUUGGAGUAUGUUGUAUGGCGGUCAAAUGCUGAGUUACAGUGAUUCUUUCCAUCCAUUCUAUUAUUCUGUCUUGGUUAAUACUUAUUUUUGGAUGAAUAGCGUGCCCGUCUAAGAUAAAAAGUGACUUAAUAUAAUCUUGUCUCAUCUUUAUGUAUAUCAAAACAUUCUUUAGCAUUUCCACCGUGUUGAUUGUCUGACUUCUGAAUGUGAUAAAAUUUAAUAUCAGGUCACAUUUUGUGAUUUUUGACUAUGAAAAGCAGAAUGUGGCGUGUACUUUAGAAUGUUUUAUUUAUUAUAAAUGCUUGGUUGAUCAGCCCUCCCCUGUGUCAGGUAAAGGAAUUUGCUUCCUUUUUUUCCCUAUACAGUUGAGGGUAACUAUAUUUUACUAUCAUUUUGUAGAACAGUAGUCUUUUGUUACUAACUUUUAUGUGAGACCAUGAAACUUAAAAUCCUGUCAUUAAAUUGUAGUUCCAGGCCUUGUUUUCAAGGUUUUUGAAAGAGAAUAAAGGUUGUGUUUGACUUUCUCUGUUAUCACAUUACUUAGUUCUUUUGAACUAUGAUCUUAAAGGCACAAACAGUACCAGCCAUUCGCCUCCUAUUGCCAGCACAUUCAUAUUGUAGCCAGAGCAUCACCGUUCAGAAUGGUGUCCAGUCAACACGAACUCCGUCUUUUAUUGCUAACUUCUUAAAACAGAAUUUGAACUUACGUCAACAUCCUGUGUUUGGGUGACAUGAUCCUCAAUUAUUGUCUGAAUUUGAUAAAUGACAGUGUGUUUUCAAUUUUAGUAUGAAAGGUUAUUAAAGAAUAUGAUCAUAGC